CUUAUUUUAUCGAAGCGUCUUCUAAAGGUGCCGAAGUUUUAAGUUUUAAGAAAAUGCAAGCUAUAAAGUGUGUCGUGGUUGGUGACGGAGCUGUGGGUAAAACCUGUCUCCUGAUCAGCUACACCACAAAUGCCUUCCCUGGAGAGUACAUCCCCACCGUGUUUGAUAAUUACUCAGCCAACGUGAUGGUGGACAGUAAACCAGUGAAUCUGGGACUGUGGGAUACAGCUGGGCAGGAAGACUACGACAGGCUCCGACCCCUGUCAUACCCACAGACGGAUGUUUUCCUCAUCUGUUUCUCCCUCGUGAGUCCAGCAUCGUUUGAGAACGUCAGAGCCAAGUGGUACCCAGAGGUGCGACACCAUUGCCCUUCCACACCAAUCAUCCUGGUUGGCACCAAGCUGGAUCUGAGGGACGAGAAAGAGACCAUUGAGAAGCUGAAGGAGAAAAAACUGGCUCCUAUCACCUACCCACAAGGCUUAGCUCUGGCUAAGGAAAUAGAUGCUGUAAAAUACCUGGAGUGCUCUGCUUUGACUCAGAGGGGUCUGAAGACGGUGUUUGAUGAGGCCAUUCGUGCUGUGCUCUGUCCUCAACCCACCAAAGUCAAAAAGAAGGGAUGUCUGCUGCUUUAAGAGCCCUUCCCCUGCCGGACUUUCAGUGCACAACAGGUCCAACUGCAGCCCAAAGAUUGUCUGUCUCUCCCCAUCCUGAUGGAGGGAAACCAAUUUCUGCUGGAACCCCAUGUGUCUAUAUUCCUUUAAACCUUAAAAGAUUAUAUCUGAUAAAACAGUGCCACAAGUAUGAACCAUGGCCGCGGCAACAUAUUUAAUGGAAAUGAAUAGUUUAUUAUGAGAGUGAUAUGUUUUGAUGAUUAUUAUGUUUUUAUCAGUACAGUGGAGUGUGUCGUAUCAAAGCUGUGCCACAUUCCUGUUGCAUAUUCUCUUAUCAUUUAUUUUUCAUGAAAGAGUAUAAAA
Messenger RNA from Chanos chanos (milkfish), 974 nucleotides. It is a transcript of the gene rac2, whose product is annotated as Rac family small GTPase 2. Gene Ontology annotation, molecular function: GTP binding; GTPase activity. Gene Ontology annotation, biological process: small GTPase-mediated signal transduction. The transcript is spliced from 7 exons. The coding region runs from base 54 to 632 and encodes 192 amino acids. Lineage: Eukaryota; Metazoa; Chordata; Actinopteri; Gonorynchiformes; Chanidae. The record is from RefSeq and is a predicted model, not a curated record.